Molecule: messenger RNA, 587 nt
Organism: Phytophthora infestans T30-4
Lineage: Eukaryota; Oomycota; Peronosporomycetes; Peronosporales; Peronosporaceae
Product: nucleoredoxin, putative
Exons: 1
Coding region: 35-475 (146 amino acids)
Source: RefSeq, a predicted model, not a curated record
CUGUCGACCCCCAAGAAAGAGUAUUAAAUACAAAAUGAAGUGGUCGGAACAGCUCGGCGCUAAGCUCCAGACAAAGGACGGUCUCCAGGACACGGACAACAAGCUGGCCGGCAAGAAGGUGGUGGGUUUCUACUUCAGUGCGCACUGGUGCCCCCCGUGCCGCCAGUUCACGCCCUUCCUGAGCGCUGUGUAUGACGACAUGAUCGAGCAGCACCCGGAGUUCGAGCUCAUCUUCAUCUCGUCCGACCGCGAUCCGUCGCAGUAUGCCGAGUAUUACAACGAGAUGCCCUUCCUGGCUUUGCCCUUCGACGAACGCGCGGCCAACCAGGCCAUAAGCACCAAGUAUGGCGUCACGGGUAUCCCCAUGCUGGUCUUCGUGAACGCAGAAGGCGAGACCAUCUCCCUGGACGGCCGCACCGUCGUCGCCAACUCGCGCGGUGACGUGGAGAAGCUCUGGGAGGAACUGAACAAGUAAACAUGGCCGUCAGCCUGGGUCAGAAAUCUGGCUUAUUGACGCUGAUAGCAUUAACUUCUUCAUUUUCUGAGCCUUUGAGAAAAAUACGAUCUUUCCCUUUGCUAUGAUUUAC